Molecule: messenger RNA, 1170 nt
Organism: Dunckerocampus dactyliophorus (ringed pipefish)
Lineage: Eukaryota; Metazoa; Chordata; Actinopteri; Syngnathiformes; Syngnathidae
Product: triadin-like
Exons: 5
Coding region: 297-755 (152 amino acids)
Cellular component (GO): membrane; sarcoplasmic reticulum
Molecular function (GO): signaling receptor binding
Source: RefSeq, a predicted model, not a curated record
AGGGGGAGGUCGGGUGACUGAAAGGGUGACCCUCACUCUCCAGCUACAAAGUGAAACUAACAAGCGCUGCCUGGAGUGAAGCAAACACUUUGGGAACUAUCAGGAACAAUCAAAAGAAAUGUGUUUUGUUCCUGUGGCGAAGGUUGUGGUAUUUUUAGAACAGCUGUGAUCGAGUUGUUGGUUUUUUUUGCUGCCGGAUGUCAGCCAUCUUUUUCCGUAACGUAAAAAAAGGAUUUAAUGACGUUCAUGCUUGUUUCUAUGGUAACACUGUGCUUUGCGAGCCUUUGAAGUGACUGAUGGCGAGCCAAGCCAGCUCCAAGUCCAAGCCCUCUUCACCAAUGAGCAGCGGCGGGGACAUGGCCCCUCCUCCAAGAGCCAAUCAGAGGACGUUUUUAGACGACAUCAUCCUGACCUUCAGCUCGCCCAUGGCGUGGCUGCUGGUGGUGGCUCUCGUCAUCACGUGGUCAGCUGUGGCCGUCGUUCUCUUUGACCUGCUCGACUACAAAACGCUUGCAGGCCUCCCACCUCCCCCCGCCAUCGCCAAGCGAGGUUUGAAGGCCAGAGGAGGCGUCCGCCCAAUAAGGUCCCCCAUCAGCGAGGUGGUCGCCCCGCAGGAGAGCACCGACUGGUUGGAGUUGAUGUGGACGUUUGCGGCCAGCUUGGUGGCCCCGGACGACGAUGACGUUGACGAGGGUGUGGAAGGUAUUCACCAGCUAACUGAAACCUUCACAUCUUUGCACUCCGAGGAACUUUGAAGGCGGGGCAACGUGGAAGCAGGGAAUGUUGAGAAGAGAAGAUGUACAGUAUAAAUCACAGUAUAAAUCGCAGAAAUACUGGAAAGUAUUCAAUAAAAACAGCUAAGAGAAGUCCUUACUAUCGCUUACAUGAGUUGUUUAAUUACCAACAAUAAAAGGUAUGAAAUUAUGUGAGCUACAGUGCUACCAUUACACAUUUUAACAGGCUGAACAAAAAGUCAAUGAGCAAACCUACAGCUCCCAUAUCUGUUUUAAGAUGUGUAGUGAAGCCUGAAGAAGGAGGGUUUUUUUGCUCAUGAAAACCAGGGAAUUUAAAAAACGAGCAUUUUUUCUAUCAAAAGUGGAGGCCGAUAAGAUUUUUCUCAUGUUUGGUGCUCAUAAACCAGCUCUAAGGACACAUAACACUCCUGAUUAA